CACGCCGAAGUCCUUGACCUUAUACGUGUUUCGAUGUCGACCGGUGUGGACAUGGCUCUCGACGACGUCAUCAAGCAGUCCAGCCGCGGGAGCGGCGGAGUCGUUCGCGGCGGAAGGCCGCCUCGGCGCUCGAGCGCACGCUCGAGCGCGCCGUACCAGCGGAGCAAGGCGCCGCUGGGAGAGGCGGUCGGGACGAUGAGCGGCGCGUCUGUCUCGGAGCUCGCCGCGUCCGACAACCCGAAGCUCAAGGUGUCGGGGGAGUCGAAGCCCAACUCGGUGGCGGGCGCGAUCUGCAACAUCGUGCGCGAGGGCCAAAAGCUUCCCAGCCUGCUUGCCACGGGCCCCGCGGCUCUCAACCAGGCGCGCACGGCGCGAUCGCCGGCCGCGUCCGCGACGGCGAGGACGUCUCCAUCACAACCAAGGGGCCUGUGCCGGUGCUGGUGACGACCAAGGCGAUCGCGCUCGCCCAGGAGUACGUAGCCGAGGAGGGCCUCUCCCUCUCCUUCACCGUACAGUUCCGCGACCUCGAGGCACUACAGCCGAGAGAUUGCAGCCGAGAGACAUGCCGAGAGACAUGCCGAGAGACAUGCCGAGAGACAUGCCGAGAGACAUGCCGAGAGACCGCCCGCAUCGCGGCUGCCUCGCGGCUGCAUCUCGGCCGCAUCUCGGCUGCAUCUCGCCCCUCUCGUGCCCAGGACCCGUCUCUGCGCGGCUCGCCCGUCUCCACCUUCGUCCAGUUCAUCAUCGUGCGCGAGGCGUGAGGGCCAGUCGGCGGUCGGCGGCGGAGGAGGCGUGGGGCCAGCCACUAGGGGCGCCGUGUGUGCCACGACGGGGCCGGCGGCGGGCGAGAGGGAGCCCGCGGCAGGGAGCCCGCCCCCUCCCUCGGCCAUUCCGACGGCCUCCUGUCUGCCCUCCAGUGUUCUCCCCGCAGCCGCCAUGCUGCCGCCGCCGUCGUAGAGAGGGCCAACAGGCCUACGUUUUACAGGCGCAGAACGGCGUGGUCGCUUCGGGGCCGGGCGGACGCGGUGUGAGGGUGUGUCUGUCUCUCUUUGUCAGUGUGCGUUAUCCUCACCAGUUGGGAGUUAUGUAUCUCGAAAGUUCCGAGAGCUGUCACGGCUGA
Messenger RNA from Emiliania huxleyi CCMP1516, 1120 nucleotides. RefSeq lists its product as hypothetical. The record is from RefSeq and is a predicted model, not a curated record. The coding region runs from base 563 to 1120 and encodes 185 amino acids. The transcript is spliced from 6 exons. Lineage: Eukaryota; Haptophyta; Isochrysidales; Noelaerhabdaceae.